Messenger RNA from Gopherus evgoodei (Goodes thornscrub tortoise), 4340 nucleotides. It is a transcript of the gene C17H17orf78, whose product is annotated as chromosome 17 C17orf78 homolog. The coding region runs from base 1064 to 1852 and encodes 262 amino acids. The record is from RefSeq and is a predicted model, not a curated record. NCBI's taxonomy places the organism in Eukaryota, Metazoa, Chordata, Testudines, Testudinidae. The transcript is spliced from 6 exons.
UUUUAAAAAAUGAAUGAGAAAAAAAAUAAAUCAGUAGAAUUUGGAUUGCCAGCCAUACCACCUCUCAUACUCAAGGCAUUUCAUAAACUUUCUAAAGACACUCACAAGUAGGCUGGCCACAUAGGGAAUAUGCAACAGCAGUUCUACCCUCCGCAGUAUCAUUAUUUUGACCAUUACACCCUCCACCCCCGUCUUAAGAGAGAGCAUGCACUAGUUAUCUCCUUAUGCUUUCAAAUAGUGCUGUAAGAGCUUUCAACUUCCCUCACUGAGUCACUAACAGUAGGCAGAAGGGAUAUUUCUUGUUUAACAUACCAUUUUAAGGCUGACACCUCCACCUAAGGUGUUUCAAAGCUGCCAGUCACCAUGGUAUCUCUGUGCCAAUUAACUGAUAACUAUUUGUGUGAAUAAAAUUCUUCCUGGAUACUUACUUAUAGCCUCAGACUUAUGCAAAAAGAACAAGCAAUACCACCUCUACCCAAUUUAAGCUAGAGCAGGAAUUUGGCUGGGCAGAACUGAAAUAUAAAUGUGGCAACACACCACUACUCUUUUAGAAAGGUUUCUGGGGUCACUAAUGAUAUUUUAUAUUACUAUUGAUUUGCACUUCUAGUACAGUUCAGUUCCCUCAGAUUAACAGUGAUGGUAACUAAACUACAAUACAAGCAAUCUUAGGACCAAGCAUAGCAAAUAACUCUCCAGAGAGUAUCAGUGUUCUCUCUUGGUUUUUAAUUUUAUUUACUCACAGUGGUGGGUAGUAUUUUGGUUUCACACUUUUAUGAUCAAUAACAUUUUAAAAUAUUUUGGGAAUGGUGUGCAUAUUAGAGCUCAAACAAAACUCUUGGCUCGGAACAUACACACACAGCAAGUUUGGGGAAAGUUCAGCUCUGGAUAUAAAUUUUAACUCACUUCCACUUUUACGGCAUGCUGAUCCAAGACUCCAGAUCCACACCCCGCCCCCACUGAAAUUCACUGCAAGUUUAAGGCAUAAUCUAGACUUUAUUAAUCAGAGUAACUCUAGUUGCUAUUAAAGUUGCAGUGAAAAAUAAAGAGGGGAGUUGCAUUUAAAAUGUUUAAAAAUCCACAAAGAGGCAAGAAAAACUGUGCACAUGAUUACAAUCUGUCAUGUCCAUUCCACUCAGACCUCAGAGAUUAUGACUGUCAUGUGGAAAAUUCUUCAGAAGUACUGUCUGAAAGCACAAGAAGGAUGAGCAUCUUACUGCAAGAGUCUGAAAAGGCAGUGGCAAAAGGGGAGCUAAGCAGAACCCAUACAGUCGCCACUUUGCAAUGCUCUGGUCUGCACAGCUCCAUACAAGUAAAUCUCCUUUACUCAGAGAAGAUGUACAGUGUUUUCACAAACAAGACAAACGUUAAAUACACCCUCCAAAGCCUGAAAGUCAUCACUGAUCCAGAUGAGAGUGUUUCUACUGCCCACAGGUGUCUCUUAUUAACAGAUCAUAAACAAAGUUUUCAGACUGAAUUUAACCUUACAGGCAAAGUGUUUCUGGUGGGGCUAUCAAAUUGCAUUAUUAAUGCAAAGCUGUCUGAGCCUGAAAUUUUUGCAGAGCAACUGCACGCCACAGAGGUACACCAACAGAACAGCAGCUCAGGCAUAGGUGAAGACAGGCUGCUCAGACUAACACGAAGACAAAGCAUCUAUGUCAAAGCAGUAAUCAUAUGUGUCCUGCUACCCUGUGCAUUAGCCUUCAUCGUGUUUGUUAUAUUUGAAGUUCCCUUCCCAUCUGUCCAUGCCCUGGCUGGAGCCAGCAAUGCAACUGUAUUCAGAAAUGUAAAAGACAAGGAGAAGAACGCACAGAAAACCCAAAUUCUGUAUCAUCCGAAGGAUCUGUCAUGGUAGGUCACAAAAAGGGAACCACACAGUUUUUUAAAUAUAGUUCCGUAACAAUUAUAUCAUUUAACAAUACAGAUCUCCCUCAAUAAAAGUGAAUGGCACCAUAGUUCUGAAAGUGUGUUAUGAGGGUGUCUUUUCAAGAUGAAAUGAUUUAAUCUCUUUUUUUCCUGCCUUGUUAAAUGAACAACUAAAGGAGGUGGGUAUCCAAUGCUUAGAAAAAGGGCCUCGAGGAUUCAGGGCAGCAUUGUUCUAAUACCACCACAGGAACCUACUCACUGUGUGAUCUGAGACAAGUUACUUAACUUCAAUGAGUGGCCAUUUAUUUCUCUAUGACAUAGUUGUAAUACUCACCUCCCAACGAUACUGUGAGAUUUAGUGUUUGUAAAGUGAUUUGAGAUCUUUGGAGGAAAAACCCUAUACUGUCAAAUAAACUAUUUAGAAGAAAGGACAAACAACAGCAUUGCAUUAAAUAGGGAAUAUUUCAGCGACUACAAUGUGAAACUCCAUUUCACAGAUCUUAGAAAUGCUUUGAUUUUUCUUUUUCUUUUUUUUAAAUGUAUAUUAAGCAGCAGUUAAAAGCUGACAGACUGAAAGCAAAGAUCAUCAGCAAGGACUGGGCACAGUUUAGUUUUCAAUGGAACAUUAGCAUAAAAAUUUCACAUCAUUGAAUGGUUCAGUGCAUAGACCAGUCAUAUAUCUUGUGUAUCAAUGGCCACUGUUGGAAGACAGGAUAUUGGGCUAGAUGGACCUUUGGUCUGACCCAGUAUGCCCGUUUUUAUGUUCUAAUGGAACAGAAUGCUAUGGGUUUUAUCCUCAAUACAGAGGGAGCCAUUCAUACCAGACUUGGAUAUAGUGAAGUAAAAUGAAUGGCCCAAAUUGUUUCAAAGCACAACAAUAUGCCAGCUGCAAUUCCAAUUAAAAUGAAUCUCUACAGUAUUUAGAGUAGGGUGAAAACUGCAAAGUAAAGCGGUCACCAAAUAUUUGUUCAAUAAUGUUUAAUUUGCUUCAUGCUCCUGGUACGUUUUCUGCAAAUUAUCCUAGAAAAUUAGUUUAUUAACAAGAUUGUUUAUACAUACAAGUUUUGAGCAUAUGCUGUAAAUUUUUGCAGAGCAAUUUCAGAUUUAGAACUCUGAGCAUUCACAUUAUAGAUUUGAUUUUAAGAUUUACUCUCAUCCAGUCAAGGAACAGAAAUAAUACCAUGCGACAUGUGUGUCCAAUCAGAAAACCUAAAAUAUUAAAUAUUUGCAAUGAACUGCUUGGGAACAAGCUACAGCUUAAAAAUUUAUUGUAGAAAUUUGGCAAACAAUUCCAAACAACAAAUGAAAAAUGCCAUCUGUGAAAAUUUCUGAACAGAAAGUGGCAAGAUAUGAGUACUUUAUUCAUUACAAAUCAUUCACUUGGCUCUAGUUGGAGUGACAUUGCUUGGCGAAAAGCAUGAUUGCACAAAGAGGGUUGGGAAUUGGAUUGAGACCCUUCAGACUCAUUUCACAUAGGCUACUGAAGAGCCACCAGACAGUAACUUUUGGCCACAAUCACUCUGGUGUACAUUAGAACAGACAGGCUAGAGGCAAAAGGCUCUAUAUACCAUUUCCAAACACAAGGGCCACCAUCCCUCAUUACAGUCUACUUCAAAUUGAAGCUAGAAGAGGUUACACUAAAUUAUUGGUUUGAAAAAACAAAAAGGACCAUUACACAGGUCAGAUUUUAGGAGCAGGAUUGCUAAAUUUAGUAAUGCUGAAAUAUUCCCCUUCAUUCCCCAGAGAGGAGCUUCAGAACAACCAUCUUGGAGCAAAGCGGCCAAGAUCAUUGCCAUUUAUGAGACUUAGUUCUGAAAAACUGCAUGCUACAGGAGAAAGCACAAUUUUCUGUUUUAUCCAAGCACAGUUUUCUGCUUUAUCCAUAAGUCUGCAUUAUUUUUCUCCUCACUUCUUAUCUUUCAGAGAAGCAAGAACAUCAGCAUUUUACACGAUAUAGAGUCAAACAAUUACAGAUUGCAAUGAAAGUGACAUUAGCCUGUUUUAGGGGCCCUUCUUACGAAACUAACCCCUCGGAACACAUCUCGGUGUUGACUUCCUCCAUGAACUACCUGGAAUCAUAUUUUAACUUCAGCAGUAGACCAUGGUCAUUAGAAACAAAGGGAAUAAUGGAAAAACCUACUUGCAGAAGCAAUAAAGUCCCACCAACAUUGCAAAUUCUCCCUCUGUCUUCCUUAGAUUAAUUGUAGUUGGAGUUCACACAGCAACUAACACCUGCUACACUGAAGAUUGUAUCUAGACAGAUUAUACUUAAAUUCAAGACAAUGAUUAUUCAGAAAAGCGUCAAACAGUGGAACCAACUAAAAGUAUAUAUUCCCUGUCCGUUGAGCUUGAGGGCCAAAUUCUGCCCAUACACAUACACAAAUCCCAUCAACUUCAAUGGCUAGUGGAUGUAUUAAUCAAAGGACAGAAUCUGGAUUUCAGCAUCCAUUCCUUGUGCUACAAUUUAGCCUAGCUGA